UUCAUUUCCUCUUCCAAAAGAAGGCAGAGGGGAUUGGGUUGAGGAAAGAACUGGUAUAGCCUAGCUGGACUGAGCAGCUCCACCAUGAGGCUCCCUGUGUGUCUGAUCUUGCUGGGACUGCUUGUAGCCCAAGGAACCGGGAAAGACUGUCCUCACAAAAAGGCUGCUACUCUCCUGCCCUCCUUCACGGUGACGCCUACAGCCACAGAGAGCACAGCAAGCCCCACAACCAGCCACAGACCCACCACCAGUCACGGAAAUGUCACGGUUCAUCCCAGCUCUGGACCAACCACUGUCACUCACAACCCUGCCACCACCACCAGUCACGGAAAUGUCACGGUUCAUCCCAGCUCUGGACCAACCACUGUCACUCACAACCCUGCCACCACCACCAGUCACGGAAAUGCCACAGUCUUUCCCACCACCAAUGGUACUGUGGGCCCUCACCCCGGACCACCUCCACCCUCGCCAAGUCCCAGUCCAAGCUCCGACAGGGCUCUUGGGAACUACACGUGGACCAAUGGCUCCCAGCCUUGUGUUCAGCUCCAAGCCCAAAUUCAAAUUCGAAUCCUGUACCCAACCCAGGGUGGAAGAAAGGCUUGGGGCAUCUCUGUAUUGAAUCCCAACAAAACCAAGGCCCAGGGGGGUUGUGACAGUGCCCAUGCCCACCUGCCUCUCUCAUUUCCUUAUGGACAGCUUACCUUUGGAUUCAAACAGGACGCACAUCAGAGCCCAAGUACAGUCUACCUCAACUACCUGGCAGUGGAAUACAAUGUGUCCUUCCCACAGGCAGUGCAGUGGACAUUCGCAGCGCAAAAUUCAUCUCUUCGAGAGCUCCAAGCUCCCCUGGGCCAAAGCUUCUGUUGCAGAAAUACAAGCAUUGUUCUUUCUCCAACUGUUCACCUUGACCUGCUCUCACUGAGGCUGCAGGCUGCUCAGCUGCCAGACAACGGACACUUCGGGCCAUGUUUCUCGUGUACCAGUGACCAGUCCCUCUUGCUGCCUCUCAUCAUUGGCCUGGUCCUCCUUGGCCUCCUCACCCUGGUGCUCAUCGCCUUCUGCAUUACCCGGAGACGACCAUCAACCUACCAGCCCCUCUGAGCAUUCGCUUCAGUCCACUGUGGCUGAAGCCACCAAGGAGCACUCUCAUUUCUUCAACGUGCAACUGAGUCUUCCAUCUCUGUCUUUAAGAACAAAAUGAAGAGAUUUUAUAAUAGGGGUGGGGAGUUAAUAAACAUGAAUGGUACUCACUCCCUUCCUCAUGAAGAAUACAAAAGCUUAAUGAAAUCUUUCCUCUUGGCUUCCCUUGUCCUGCCGAGAUUAAAAGCCACGAGUUUCUUGUCA
This is a messenger RNA of Apodemus sylvaticus (European woodmouse), 1344 nucleotides long. RefSeq names its product CD68 molecule (gene Cd68). The transcript has 6 exons. Gene Ontology annotation, cellular component: membrane. NCBI's taxonomy places the organism in Eukaryota, Metazoa, Chordata, Mammalia, Rodentia, Muridae. The coding region runs from base 85 to 1101 and encodes 338 amino acids. The record is from RefSeq and is a predicted model, not a curated record.